Panicum virgatum (switchgrass) is the source of this 1125-nucleotide messenger RNA. RefSeq lists its product as uncharacterized. Bases 1 to 1125 code for a protein of 374 amino acids. Lineage: Eukaryota; Viridiplantae; Streptophyta; Magnoliopsida; Poales; Poaceae. The record is from RefSeq and is a predicted model, not a curated record. The transcript has 4 exons.
AUGGACGAGCUCAUGAAGAGGUUCGACGGGUUUGUAGCCGUGAUGACGAAGAUGCUCGACAAGCUUUCGGGCCUCGAGGAGUGGCGCUCAACCGCGGACGUGACGAUGGCCAAGCUGCUGUCCUCGACUACCAACACAGCGCCGCCUCCACACCAUUCGGAGCAAGUGCCGUCCUCCUCCUCGCGACCACCUCUGCAGCCCGUUCGCCCGAUGACAGCACCGCCGCACCCGUCCGCGCACAACUUCAACCCAUUCGACCUCAAUUUGGCUCCACCCCAAGACAUGCACCCAUCUGCAUCGUCUUCGGAGCGGCCCAGCGGGCACCACGUCGACCACCACCACCGGGAUGAAUCGGAGUUGGAGCUCAGCAAGAAGAAGUUUCCAUCCAAGAAUGAUAAUGGCUGUUCUGUCAAAUCUCUUAUUAAGUCUGGGUAUUCAUCUGACAAAGGGAAGCAGAAAAGUGACACCAAGUCAUCUGAAGAUUCCAAACCCAAUGAUAAGCUGGAUCUUCUUAAAGCUUAUCGUAGAGAUAAGGGACAGUCGGAUACCAUUGCAGUUGUGUCUGAACCAGUUCCAUCUGAUGUUGUUCCUCCUAAGAUUCAGACAGUGUUGGACACCUUUCCUCAUGUGUUCAAGGACACUACUGCUCUACCACCACAGCGUGGGAUGUGCCGCGCGGUCCGGCCGGCUACAGGGACCGGCGCUCCCACGGCAACUGCCUACUGCAGGGUGCGGCGCGCGGUCGGGCCCGCUGACGGGCGCGACGCUGGGGAACGACGCUUCCCGCAGCAGCGCCCCGCUCUGCGGGGAGCGAAGCGUAACAGGGUGGCUGGGCCCGCGGUGCACAGCAGGGCAGCCGGGUUCGGGGUUGGGGCCAGCGCAGAUCUGAAGAGAGAGACAGGAUCACCUCGCCGCCGGCGCAGGGUCACCUCCGUCACGACUGGAUCUGGCGCCGGGGAGGGGAGCGAGGAGGGCGCGGCUGGAGGUGGAGACAGAGGCCGGGUGAGGUGUUUGGGGGGAGUGCUACGGCUGGGGUCAGCGGUCGCCCGCGGCGACAGCACUCUCAGCCAGGCUAAGCACGCCGCCGCCAGGUUCGCCCUCGCCCGCCUCUCCCUCCGCGAGUAG